UCGACUCUCUCUGAGCUCCUCCUCUCCUUCAUCUUCUCCCACUCCACCAGUUAGGGCUUCUCUCUGCAAUUCUGAGCUGGGUUGAGAUCUGCUGCUACUUUUCUCUCCGGUCAGGAACAUGAGCGCCUCCAGGUUCAUAAAGUGCGUGACGGUCGGUGACGGCGCCGUCGGGAAAACCUGUAUGCUGAUUUCCUACACCAGCAACACCUUCCCUACCGACUAUGUCCCAACUGUGUUCGAUAAUUUCAGCGCUAAUGUUGUGGUGGACGGAAGCACAGUCAACCUUGCACUGUGGGACACUGCAGGGCAGGAGGAUUACAAUAGAUUACGACCCUUGAGCUAUCGCGGUGCAGAUGUUUUCAUACUUGCUUUCUCUCUGAUUAGCAAAGCCAGCUAUGAAAAUGUUGCCAAAAAGUGGAUUCCUGAACUGCGGCAUUAUGCACCUGGCGUUCCGAUUAUUCUUGUUGGAACUAAGCUUGAUCUUCGUGAGGAUGAACAAUUCUUUACGGACCAUGCUGGUGCAGUGCCCAUCUCCACUGCUCAGGGAGAGGAAAUGAAGAAACUAAUCGGAGCUCCUUCUUAUAUUGAGUGUAGCUCAAAAACACAACAGAAUGUGAAAGCUGUUUUCGACGCCGCCAUUAAGGUGGUGCUCCAGCCACCAAAGCAAAAGAAGAAAAGGAGAAGGGCACAUAAGGCUUGCUCCAUAUUGUGAUUUCAAGAGAGCUUUAUCGGCCAAAUAACCUCUCUUCCUCUUCAG
Molecule: messenger RNA, 757 nt
Organism: Argentina anserina (silverweed cinquefoil)
Lineage: Eukaryota; Viridiplantae; Streptophyta; Magnoliopsida; Rosales; Rosaceae
Product: rac-like GTP-binding protein RAC1
Exons: 7
Coding region: 119-712 (197 amino acids)
Biological process (GO): cortical cytoskeleton organization; establishment or maintenance of cell polarity; small GTPase-mediated signal transduction
Cellular component (GO): cell projection; cytoplasmic vesicle; cytoskeleton
Molecular function (GO): protein kinase binding; GTP binding; GTPase activity
Source: RefSeq, a predicted model, not a curated record